UAAAGAUAAGAAAACAGAGUGGUGGUGGUGGUGGUGGAUGAGAGUGGAUGAACUUCAGCCUGAUGGAGUGGGUGGAGAGGGCAGCGGAGUGGUGUUGCUGGUGUCCGCGGGGUUUGUGUCGCUACUCCAAGCCCUCAGGUGAGAUGCCCCGGAACCACCGCGCCCAAAGUGGCCUCGCCUGUCUUGCUACAAGCGGACCUGUCGUGCACGCCCCUAGUGGACAGCUCGGAGGAGGAGGGGCAUGGAUUUGGUACUCUUUGACACGCGGGUGGACUACGAGACGACCCGCUCCCGCUCUCACACGACCCUCAGCGCUUCGCCACGCCUCCAGGACCUGCGGCAGGGAGCUCCUAGAGGCGUGCGAGAGGGAGGGCGAGCCGGCGCACACUUGCUAUGAAAUGGACGUUGAAUUGGAGUCCCCACAUGCAGGUGAAGAACAAGGGAGUGAGAAAUUGCGUCUCGGGAGUCACCAGGACCUCCAAGCGCCGCGGUACCCCAGGAAGUCUUCCGUCAGUACUAUGUUCAGGGCCCUCAAGUGCAUCGAAGGGGAAGAACUGGCGCAGGAGGACGUGGCAAUCGAUGCCCCUUGAAGUACCCCGCCUCCCGCGCCCCACUCACCGCCCUCCGUCAGGGUACGCCUCUCUCACCCGGGGAACUAUCGACUACUGAACUUUGCUAUACUGAGGGUGUGUCUCUCCUGUAGAUACGGCUCUUCUAAAGGAGGGUUUUAUUAUCUAUUUAUUUAUUGGAGAUAGAGAGAGAGAGAGAGGCAGACAAAUAAACAAACGGACGCUCAGAAAUAAUCUAAUCUAACCUAAUCUAACCUAAUCUAACCUAAUCUAACGUAACGUAACCUAAAAUCACCAGCUUACCUCAAUAAAUAUCGUAAAUAAUGGAACAAAAUAUACAAGUAUAUUAUAAAAUAAAAACAAUAAGAAAUAAAUUAAUGUAUAAAUAAGCUAAUGAAUAUAUGAAUAGAGAAAAUAAUCAAAUAGAUGAAAGAAUUUUUGUAUUUGUUACC
Messenger RNA from Scylla paramamosain (green mud crab), 1021 nucleotides. RefSeq lists its product as uncharacterized. The record is from RefSeq and is a predicted model, not a curated record. NCBI's taxonomy places the organism in Eukaryota, Metazoa, Arthropoda, Malacostraca, Decapoda, Portunidae. The transcript is spliced from 2 exons. Bases 48 to 590 code for a protein of 180 amino acids.